This is a messenger RNA of Eremothecium sinecaudum, 1146 nucleotides long. RefSeq names its product bifunctional alcohol dehydrogenase/S-(hydroxymethyl)glutathione dehydrogenase (gene SFA1). The record is from RefSeq and is a predicted model, not a curated record. The transcript has a single exon. NCBI's taxonomy places the organism in Eukaryota, Fungi, Ascomycota, Saccharomycetes, Saccharomycetales, Saccharomycetaceae. Gene Ontology annotation, biological process: formaldehyde catabolic process. Gene Ontology annotation, cellular component: cytosol. Bases 1 to 1146 code for a protein of 381 amino acids. Gene Ontology annotation, molecular function: zinc ion binding; S-(hydroxymethyl)glutathione dehydrogenase [NAD(P)+] activity.
AUGACGGAGAGUACCGAAGGUAAUACUAUCUCGUGUAAAGCAGCCAUUGCAUAUGAACCUGGUAGACCGCUGACGGUUGAAACUAUUACUGUUGACCCCCCAAAGGCUCAUGAGGUCCGUAUCAAAAUGACUCAUUCUGCAUUAUGCCAUACUGAUGCAUAUACGUUGUCAGGUGUUGAUCCUGAGGGCAUUUUCCCAUCAAUUCUAGGACACGAGGGAGCUGGUAUUGUCGAAUCCGUUGGACCUGGCGUUACCAAUGUGAAACCUGGUGAUCAUGUUAUUCCUCUAUAUACUGCAGAGUGUAUGGAAUGUAAGUUCUGCAAGUCUAACAAGACCAACCUCUGUGGAGCCGUUCGGGAGACGCAGGGUAAAGGUUUAAUGCCUGACGGUACGUCCAGGUUUAAGAAUAGCAAAGGUGAGACCAUUUACCACUUUAUGGGGUGCUCUACGUUCUCUGAGUACACAGUUGUUGCCGAUGUUAGUGUUGUGGCUGUCGAUGAGAAAGCACCUUUGGAUAAGGUCUGUUUAUUGGGAUGUGGUGUUACUACUGGGUACGGUGCGGCGCUUAAGACUGCCAACGUCCAAAAGGGGGAUACGGUUGCGGUAUUUGGAGCUGGUACAAUUGGUUUAAGUGUUGUUCAAGGUGCUUUGAGCCGUGAGGCUUCGAAGAUUAUUGUUGUUGAGAUCAAUAAUAAGAAGAAGGAGUGGGCAAUGCAAUUUGGUGCUACCGAUUUUGUCAAUCCUCAGGAGUUGGAAGAUGGUUACACUAUUGUAUCCAAACUCAUUGAGAUGACGGACGGUGGUCUUGACCAUACCUUUGAUUGUACGGGUAAUGUAAAGGUGAUGAGAGACGCAUUGGAGUGCUGCCACAAGGGAUGGGGUCAGUCCAUUAUUAUUGGUGUUGCAGCUGCGGGACAAGAGAUUUCGACUAGACCUUUCCAAUUGGUUACGGGCCGUGUUUGGAAGGGUACUGCUUUUGGUGGCAUUAAGGGACGUUCAGAGAUGGGUAACUUGAUUUCUGACUACUUUGAAGGCAAAUUGAAAGUUGAUGAAUUCGUUACGCAUACAAGACCAUUUUCUGAAAUUAACAAAGGUUUAGAAGACCUACACCACGGUGAUUGUUUGAGGACUGUUCUUCACUUUUAG